GAUAAAUAAAAGAACCUUCAGGUUAAAUUUAAUUAUGGAGAUUAGAUUUGUAUUUAUUUAAAAAAAAUUAGUGCCUUCAAUACAAAUUAAUUCUUGUUUAGAAACCAAAUGAUUUCAAAUUCAUUUACAAAUUACUUAAACGAUAUUAAUUAACGACAAUUUAAGAAAACAAUUUACAUUUAUAAAAAAUAAUUCAAAACCUAAAGUGCUCACAAGACUGUCAGAGCUAUCUGGAGGUUGCAACAGUGCUAUCUCAGGUUACUUAAUUUGUUGCUUGUAAUGGCUGUGUUUACAUUUUUGCUGACAGUUUCAUUCUUAAUUCCAUGAACUGAACACUACAUUGAUGAUGGAUGAGAAGACAGUAAAAGAGAAGGAUAUCAGUGAAUCAAGUCUGUCUGAAAGUUGGAAUAUUGUUGAUGGAAAUGAUGUCAACAAUAUAUCUGAAGGUAGUGAUGGAGAGAGUAUUGAGGUCAUUGAUGAAGAAGCUGGAAAUAACACAGCAGAAAAAGAGACAGAUGAACAAAAAGAUAAAAUUGAAUUAGAAGAACAUUCUCCCAAGGGUGAACACGAAAAUGCUAUCAUUGCAUCAGGAUUACAAGAUGAGCAAUCAUUCCCCGAAGAAAAUUUCGAAAGUCGAAGGACAGUGGGAGCUGACUAUACGAUAAUUUGGAAUUUGCUUAAUGUAAUGGGAUUUGUAUCCGUGAUACUUGCUAUCAUACUUGCUGGAGCUACGGCCUGGGUCUUCUUAAUGAAAGUCGAAGAUAUGGCUGUUGAUACAUUUCACUACUUAGUACCUGGAUAUGAUCAAGAAGCAAAUAAAAACAUUGAAUAUAAUGAGCUUAUGGCACAGCUGAAAAUGUAUGAGGCAGAAGCUAAAAAUUUGAGAUCUGUAGUAACUGAUUUGAGUGGCGCUGUAGAAAAUCUAAAAAAGGAACUGGCAUUUUCUUUAAAAUUUGCUGAUAAAAAUGGCUCUUCGGCAAACAAAAAAGAGGAAAAUAAUCGAGUUCCAAGUGAAGAGGAUAUUUUAUUUCAGGAAUUGUUAAAUAUUCAUAUAGAAAAGUACCACAAUGGGAGUAUAUUUCAUAAUGAAAUGAAUUCCUCUUAUGGACAUGUUGCCAUAUUUAUUCAAGAAAUGAUAUACAAUUUCACGAGUGGUAAGGAGAGGGAAAACAAUAUGGAAGCCGUUAAACUAUUUUAUCAAAUACCCAGACACUUGACAGUAUUAUAUAAUUUUAAUUCUACUAAUAAAAAUAUUGAGUUAUUUAUUAAUGCCUGGAAAUCCAAGCUAAGUUUUGUGAAUGAGAAAAUAGUCGAAGAUAUGAGAGCCAUGCAGCUGAAAAUGGUAAGGCAGUUUGUUAAACAUAUGAAAUACACUCAAAAAAGAUUCUAUAACAAAUUGUGUAACUUAAACGGCAUGAAGAAACAAGAAUGUUAUGAAACUUUUAUCAAGCCUUAUGAACAGUUUGAAGAAACAUAUUCGAGUAUUUCUGAAGACAUGUUGGAUCCUAAUAUUCAAUUGAGUGGAAGCGAAGAGCCAGAUGUUAAUAAUAUAUUGAAGGAUGAUGCUGUCAAUGUUACCAAUAGAUCUGAAGAGAUACCUGUCAGCAAUGAGUCAUCUGAGUGGAAAACAGGUAAAAAAAUUGUAAAUAAAGCAAAUUUGAAAAAACCUGUUUCAGCCAACAAGAAUAGUAAUGAAAACGCCAAACGUCCAAAGGAGGAAGAAUCUUUGCAUAAUAAAAAUAAGAAAAAAAAAUAUCCAGAUCAAAAGAAGUUUACGAAACAAGAAAGACCUGUGAAGGAUUCGGAUCAGAGAUAUGAAAAUGCUAUUAAAGAAAAAGGUAUGGAAAAUGAUUUAAACAAAGACCCUUCAAGUAAUGAAAAAAUUAAUUCAUUUUCAUCUUUCAGCAAGAAGGUGCAAGGAGUUGAAACAGCCUGUGAAGGAAAAACCUUUAAAAACAGAAAAGAGGAACCCCAGAAAACCACAGAAGGUAGAUUGCCAAAACGGGAAGAAAAUAUAGAUGAAUCUUUAGAAUCUGACUCGACAGAACGAUGCUGGUUCUUAAAAAUUGGCAGUCACAGAUCAAAAAUGAGAAAAAGCGAGUCUCGCAGCAAUUGGCUUUUCGAACGUGCUAAGUACCGUAGUAGACGCAAUACAUGACAUAAAUUAUAUUCUCAGCUGAUUCCUUUCUAUAAUUACGUCCGUGCCCCUAAUUACAUGCCUCCUUUAAUGGUUUGGUUCAGGGGAUAGCAUUUUUAUGUAUGUCUUUUGUGAAUUAUGCUGUUUUAUUGAACAGCUCUGGGUCAAAGAAUCUCAGUAAAGUUUUCUAUCUUGUAUAUUUACUUUUGUACCUAUUUUUGUAAAUGUUUGGUUGACCAUUUUAUCAUAUCAUGAUGAUUGAUGUAAGUUUUACCUUUUGCUUUCAAAAUGUGAUAUUUUUAUUUUUUACUAAUAUAGAGAGUUUAUAUUUUAGUAUAGUAGUUUUAAUGUACCUUGUAGAGUAUUGUUAUUUUUGUUCCUAAUCUUUAAUCUUUUGUAAUUAUUUUAUUAAAAUAAAUCUCUUUAUCUAUCUU
Molecule: messenger RNA, 2571 nt
Organism: Nezara viridula (southern green stink bug)
Lineage: Eukaryota; Metazoa; Arthropoda; Insecta; Hemiptera; Pentatomidae
Source: the annotation of a GenBank genome assembly